GCUAGCCCUUCCUCCCUCCCGGAGUCCCUGUAUCGUGCCUCUCCUGGUAGCACCUUACUGCUGGGUAUGAAGAGGUUGUCUGUGCUGCUGGUGGACUGCAGGAAAACAACGGGGCUGAGUGGAACUGUGAGAGGAGGAGAAGAGAAGAAAGGAUCAGAUUUGACUCAUCAAAGAGAAAGACCAGACUCAGAGGAACCAGAGAGAGUGAAGUCCAAACCAGCAAGACACCACCUCUGCUCCCAGUGUGGAAAGAGUUUUAACCAGAAAGAGCACCUGAAAAAACAUGAGAGAAUACACACGGGGGAGAAGCCUUACCACUGCUCCCAGUGUGGAAAGAGUUUUACCCAGAAAAGCAACCUGAAAAAACAUGAGAGCAUACACACAGGGGAGAAGCCUUUCAAAUGCUCCCAGUGUGGAAAGAGUUCUGCUCACUUAUGUAAACUGAAAACACAUCAGAGAAUACACACGGGGGAGAAGCCUUACCACUGUUCCCAGUGUGGAAAGAGUUUUGCCCACUUAUGUAACCUGAAAUCGCAUGAGAGAUUACACACAGGCGAGAAGCCUUACCCCUGCUCCCAGUGUGGAAAGCGUUUUACCCACUCAUGUAACCUGAAAACACAUGAGAUAUUACACACAGGGGAGAAGCCGUACCCCUGCUCCCAGUGUGGAAAGCGUUUUGCCCACUUAUGUAAACUGAAAAUACAUCAAAGAAUACACACAGGCGAGAAGCCUUACCACUGCUCCCAGUGUGGAAGGAGUUUUACCCACUUAUGUAACCUGAAAAGACAUGAAAGAUUACACACAGUCUGAACAGUAGAACAUAGAUGUAGGCUGAACAUUUUUUGAGAAAAAAGUCCUUGGUCCUAGGGGGAAGAUCAGCUUUAAUAUUGAACUUAGAUUGUAGCUUCCAUCAAUGUAAUUGUCUACUUCAUUUCUAAUCCCCCAUAUAUGUUUUUGUGUAUAUAUAUAAUAUGUGUGUGUAUGUAAAUACUGAACAAAAAUAUGAACACAAAAUGUAACAAUUUCAAAUAUUUUUACUGAGUUCAAAGUUCAUAUUAAGGAAAUCAGUCAAUCUAAAUAAAUUCAUUAGAGGCCGAAUCUAUGUUUUUCACAUGACUGGUAAUACAGAUAUGCAUCUGUUGGUCACAGAUACCUUGAAGAAAUGGUUGGGGCACGAUCAGAAAACCAGUCAGUAUCUGAUGUGACCACCAUUUGCCUAUAGUUGAUUGUGGCCUGUGGAAUGUUGUCCCACUCCUGGGUAAAAUGAUCUGUUUAAGAGUCAUUAGUAAAGGGCACAUCGUUAAAGACUACAAUUAUAUUUUUGUUGCGUGUUCUAUAUCCUGUCAAUCAUAAACAGAAAACAUGUGUACAUAAACACGUGUGCAAGGGCCCCUUUAGGUUCA
This is a messenger RNA of Oncorhynchus kisutch (coho salmon), 1403 nucleotides long. RefSeq names its product gastrula zinc finger protein XlCGF49.1-like. Gene Ontology annotation, biological process: regulation of transcription by RNA polymerase II. Gene Ontology annotation, molecular function: RNA polymerase II cis-regulatory region sequence-specific DNA binding; DNA-binding transcription factor activity. The record is from RefSeq and is a predicted model, not a curated record. The coding region runs from base 67 to 810 and encodes 247 amino acids. NCBI's taxonomy places the organism in Eukaryota, Metazoa, Chordata, Actinopteri, Salmoniformes, Salmonidae. The transcript has 2 exons.